Molecule: messenger RNA, 1828 nt
Organism: Heteronotia binoei (common prickly gecko)
Lineage: Eukaryota; Metazoa; Chordata; Lepidosauria; Squamata; Gekkonidae
Gene: GPRIN2
Product: G protein regulated inducer of neurite outgrowth 2
Exons: 2
Coding region: 1-1752 (583 amino acids)
Biological process (GO): neuron projection development
Cellular component (GO): plasma membrane
Source: RefSeq, a predicted model, not a curated record
AUGGCAAAUCACCGGUUUCACACCCAGACCUUAAACUCCGUCUGCCACGGUGCCCCAGGUCCCGGCUACCACCUUCUUUCGAAGAGCUCCUCAAACCUGGCAGGCCUCGGGCAAACGGAUUUGGGGGGAAGGCAGAGUGGCAAGCAAGAGCUCCGGAAAAGCUUCAGCAGUUCCGCUUGCCAGGCCCGGACAAGGGAAACCGAUGCCAGGAGCACCCCGAGUUCUGAAUGGUCAUCCACCCACUCCGAAAUUGCAUCCACCGUCAGGACUGUGAGCAGCCUGUCUCCGAGCGACAGCACCCAGAGCGGCCCUAAGAGCACCAACCACUUCCUGUCCAUUGACAAGACAUCAGAGCCUACAGAAAGGAUGGAUGCUGGAAUGCACAUUAAGGGUAGUGGGGUAAAGAACAUGACUCCAGCGUACGGUGCACAUCCACAACACGUGAGCACGAUGGAUGACCUGGGAGCUGCAGUCCAAAGAAGUCUUUCUGACCUGACGUGCCGCUGCAAACAACAGAGUCCCACCCCGCACAUGGAAACCAGCGCCACAUACUCGUCUAUGAGUUCCAACAGCGGUUCUGGUGCUUCUGCAGGCAACGUGGCUUUCCAAAAACCAAGUUACGGAUCGAGCGUGUAUGGAGACGCCCCUGAUUAUCAAAGUCACGCAACUCAGAUCCCAAGUUUGCCUCGAGACCCCAAUGUGCCUACUCACAUCUUUGAGGAUGUAUCACAUAAUCCGAUUUUUUCAGAUCCCGGAACAUAUGGCGCCGCUGUGCUUGGGUCUCACGUACCUAGAGAUAACCUCUCAAACUCAACAAUAUAUGCUCAAGGCGGAAUCAUGUACAGUAACUUUUCGGCUGGCAUGUACCCGCCUGGCAUGGUAGCCUUUCAGAACAGCACUGCCCUGCCCUAUAACGUAAGACACGAGUCUGCGAUGAAGCUAGAUAGCACCGGUCCAUCCUACUGCCAUUCCUUGCCCGUUCCUUCUCUUCAGUUCAUUCCAAGGCUAGUCUGCUCUGUCAGUGAAUCAGGAAAAGAACAAGCAAGCCCCGGAUAUUAUCCUUCUUUGCCCGCUACUGCGAUAGCAACCCUUCCGAAGCUGGUGUCGUCGGUUAGCGAAUCUGGUCUGGAUGCAAAGCGAAUCUUGAGAUGCAGUAGCGGACGUGGGGAACAUGGGUCACAAACCCAGUCUUACGUCCAACAGGGUGGACCCCAACAGGAAAAGAAGACUACCUAUGUGGUGUUGAACAGCCGCCAAAAUGGGACGGAGGUUGUCCUGAAAACGAAAGAUACAUGGACAAUGACCUCGAUGAAUGACAUGAUCCGAGCCUCACAGCCUCCUCUUCCAUGCAAAGAUGCUGGAGUACAAACCAUCCCUACCAAGGAGUGUAAGUCUGUGGCCACGAGCCCCUCGGUUAUAGUUAAUUUGGAACCUCAUGUGUACCCAGAGGUUAAUUUGGAACCUGAAGCAGAUGGGGAAAAGUCUCCAGUGCGAGAAGUGAGAUGGGAUGACGAAGGCAUGACGUGGGAAGUCUACGGGGCGGAAGUUGAUCCAGAAGAGCUUGGGCUGGCCAUACAAAAACACCUGGAGUUUCAGAUCGAGCAGCUGCAGCUGGAAUCGAUGACAAUCUCUAGGAAAAGUACUGACGAUGUGUUGCCGGAUAAAGACGAAAAGAGAAUGUCUUUCAGAACAAUGAUGUAUUGCCUGAGAAACCCAAGUUGUUGCGCCAGUUCCAGCACAGCAAUGGAAUAAGUUCCCCUACGAGACUGCGGCACCCAUUUUUAACACACACACACGCGCUCUUGUGGAGUUGUAAAUAAACACUGUU